Messenger RNA from Panicum hallii, 2085 nucleotides. Its product is annotated as replication factor C subunit 5-like. NCBI's taxonomy places the organism in Eukaryota, Viridiplantae, Streptophyta, Magnoliopsida, Poales, Poaceae. The transcript has 11 exons. Gene Ontology annotation, cellular component: nucleus; DNA replication factor C complex. Gene Ontology annotation, molecular function: DNA clamp loader activity; DNA binding. The record is from RefSeq and is a predicted model, not a curated record. The coding region runs from base 1 to 1896 and encodes 631 amino acids. Gene Ontology annotation, biological process: DNA-templated DNA replication; DNA repair.
AUGGCGACGAUCAACACACCCUCGCCUUCGCCCGCGCCGUCGCCGGGCGCAACGCUCUCCGCCGUGAUCGCCGAGGACCGACGGCGGGAGGCCCGCCGCCGCCCGGGGGGGCUCGGGCAGGGCGGCCUCCUGCCGCUCCUCGUCCCGGCGUGCGGGCGCCCGGCCGGGCAGGCCGGCGGAAGGACGCCGCAGUCGCAGCUCAUGCUCCGCCUCCACCGCUGGGGCGCCUCGUUCCUGCCCAAGGGCGGCGCCGUCUCGCGCAAGCUCGAGGCCGCGCGCCGCGCGCCGAGCCCGCCGCCACGGCCUAGGCCGUCGCCGAUCGCAACGACCCAGGUGGUGCCGCCGCCGCGCCACGAGAACGAGGAGCCCGCCGGGAACGCGAGUGUCCCCGAGAGGAGGCCUUUGAGGGAGAGAGAGGAGCCCGCCGCGAACGCGAGUGUCCCCGAGAGGAGGCCUUUGAGGGAGAGAGAGGAGCCCGCGGUCCGCGCGCCGGGGGCGGGAUCGGAGGCCAUUGCCGGAGCGGACACGUCCGCCGGCGGCGAGAGCGCCGGGAGCAGCGAGCGCGCCACGCCGAUCACUCCCGUCAAAAGAGAAGGCACCUGGCUCAAGGUUUCGCCCAACACCGCAGUGAGAUCCCUGUCACUGCAGACGGACACCAGCUACGAGUCCCCUCAGUCCCUAUCCGAAUCUCCCGCGUUGGCGGUGGAGACCGCGGACAAGUUCGUGUGGGCGGACAAGUACCGGCCCAGUGUCCUCAACGACUUCAUCUGCAACAAAGCCGUCGCCGCCGAGCUCUACCAGCUGGCUGUUGCACACCAGUGCAAACAUUUCAUAUUUGAAGGGCCGCCGUCAGUUGGCAAGAGAAGCAUGGUGCUGGCACUUAUAAGGGAUGGUUUUGGUCCUCAUGAUCUCAAGAUAAAGGAACAGAUAAAGAGAUUUGAGUUGAAGGGAGAAAUUAGAAAGCACAUCGAUGUCAGAGUGAAUAUUUCAGGACAUCAUGUGGAGGUAAACUUGGCCGAUUUACAUGGGUAUGAGAAGUAUGUCAUAACUACUUUGUUGGAUGAAUCCAUGCCAUCACCAAACUCGGUCUGUGACCAUAUUAACUGCAGAGUGGUUGUUAUUCAUGACGCUGAUAAGCUCUCGUCCGAUCUUCAGCAUUAUAUCGGUUGGUUCUUGGGGAGGUAUGCAGGGUGCAACAAGAUCAUUUUCUGCUGCUCUGAUGCUUCUAACCUUGAAGCUGUCAGACAUCUCUGCAAGGUCGUGACUCUUCAGCCACCUUCAUUUGACGAGAUAAUAAAGGUUCUAGAGUACAUUGCAACGCAAGAGAGCAUUGAUUUGCCUCGUGAUCUUGCUAGGAGAAUAACAGUCAGCGCAAGUAAUAAUCUCCGACAGGCAAUACGCUCUUUUGAAGCUACUUCCAAGGCAAACUACCCAUUUGUAGACGACCAAGUUAUUUUGACAGGAUGGGAAGAGGAAAUCUCUAAUGUGGCCAGAAAUAUUAUGGAGGAGCCAAGUUCAAAGCAACUGUUUGUUAUCCGGGGAAAGAUCAGAAAAUUGAUUGAACAUAGUGUGUCACCUCAUUUCAUUUUCUCGCACUUGGUCGCUGAAUUGAAAAGGGACAAGGAUGAAGAGUUUCAGCACAGUAUUGAUAAACUGGCCUUGAAUGUGAACCAUUGUAAACAAUGCAAGCUUAUAAAAGAGCAGUGCAAAGGAUGCAAAUCUCCAGAGGCAGAUUUGAAAAUGAGAAACAUGAACAUAGAAGGUUUUACCGAGAACGUUCAUGACCAUGGCGAAAGCAUCCAGUGCUUUAUUAAGAUUGAAGAAUUCACUGUGAGGUUCCUGAGCUUCUACAGAUCCUUAAUAGCAAAGAAGUCCAAUAGCGGUGGUGCUCAAUGAAGAAUGCCUCUUCGCUUUGAUCGCCAAAUCCCCUCGUGGAAGAUCUGUCGUACUGCUGGUACCUAAAUAAGGUGCGAUUCGUCUUCGGAUAAUCAAAGCACUUCAAGAAUGAUACCGUGGUCUUAUGUCUACAUCCUGUAAAAUUGACCUGUAUAUGAUCUCGUCUGUAUACAUUUAUAAUACAUAUAA